AUGAAGCGGCGCAGGCGAGAGUCCGAUGAGGAAGGAGAAGCUGCAGUGCCACGAGUGGCGCUCCACGAUGGCGCGUCGCACGAAUCACCUCGCACUACUAGAAGCGCUCAGCCGCGUCGAAAUCAGCUCGCCAGCGUCGGUGACGCGUCACCAUGCGAGCGCGAGGUGUGGCGAGGGCAAGCGCCGGCAGGCAACCAGGCCGCCCGUACCUCGCCGUGCGUCCAUUCCCCCGCGCGGUCGCCCAAGGCUCGGCGGCCCGAGCAGGCCCAGCGGCGGGCGGGGCAGCGGGGUCGUGACGACGACGGCGCUGCCGCCACAGCAGCGCGCGCGGUCAUAGCGGCGGGUGGCGCGGAACCCCUCGGCAGUGGCGACGACUGCCGCGGUUGCGACUCGGAUGCCGCGCGGCAGGCGGACGGGCAGGCGCCGCACCCUGAUGCGGCGCGUGGCGGCGCGUGCGCGUGUCGGUUCUGCAGCUGGCGGUUCGACUCGGACGACGAGUCGGACUGCGCGCGCCCCUGCACCGCGCGGGACUCGCCGCGCUUCCGCCCGCAACCCGUGCAGGGCGGGUGGCAGGGGGCUGCGGAAACAGGCGUGCGGGGAGCGGCGCUGGGGGGAGCAGAGUUGGGGGGAACGGCGGUGGGGGGGAAGAAGGGUGAGAGUGGCGGAGGGAGGGCGGAGGGCGAGGGAACACAUGGCCGAUGCGGAGAAGAGGAGCCGUCUCGCGACAUGGGCGGAAGCGGAAUUUACCCCGCGGGGCGAUUCGUGGGGAGCGACGGCGAGUGUGUGGUGCUGGCAGGUUGGGACGGGUGCUGCGUGUUGCUGGACUCGAGCACUCUGCAGCAGCGGGCAUCGUUCCGACCACCCCCAGGCCUGCAGCUGGGGUGGCCAGCAGCGUGUCACGUGGUGGCGGUGCCGUCACACGAUGGGCUCACAGCGCGCCUGCUGCUCGCCACCUCGCGCUCGCACGCCGCCUUCUGCUGCUGGGACCUCCUCUCCUCCCGCCUCGUCUCCUGCUUCCCCUCUCCUGUUCCCUCCGCCUCGCCCUCACCUUCACCUGUGUCCUCCCCCGCGUCUUCGCCCCCGAGCGGUCGCACUCCCUGUGACACAUACGGUGCUGCAGCGGAUGAUAGCGCAGCUGCCACUCCCGCCACUGCCAUCCACAUGCGUGGUGAACCCUCGGCAUCACUUCUUCCAGCACCAUCAGCAGCAGCAGGUGCAGCCACUGACUGCCACCCACUCGCGGCCGCCUCGCCUCCCUCGGCCUCGCCCUGCUCGGCCUCCCGCCCCUCGCCGGUGUGCCACACACCACUCGCCUGCUGCCCCCCCUCCCCCCAUCAGCCUCCGAUGCACUACUCACCCUGCCCCAGCCACUCCCCACCCCAUGCCACUUCACCACCUCCCCAUACACCCCUCCCCCCUGUUCCCCCCGUCCUUCCUGCCUCCCCUGCCCCCGCUGCUUCCACAGCGGCUGCUGCGCAUCAGCCAGCAGGUACACAAGGCACGGCCACAGCAGCAGCAGGGGGGGCUAUGCGCGCACCUCAGGCAGGGCUCUCGCCCACGCGCUCACCUCCCUUGCCUGCUCCCCCUCGUCAUGCCUGCACGCCAGCACCCGUACCUCCGCGUGGCAACACGUUAUUGGCCCAUCCAGCUGCAGCAGGGCACGGAUGUAGCAGGGUGGCGUCAGGGCAUGGGGCACUGCCGCUGGCAGGCCGCACGGCCCUCGCAGGCAGUGCGGUGGAGCGGGGCAGCACGGGGUGUGCAGCGCGCCAGAUGAAGCGGCGCAGGCGAGAGUCCGAUGAGGAAGGAGAAGCUGCAGUGCCACGAGUGGCGCUCCACGAUGGCGCGUCGCACGAAUCACCUCGCACUACUAGAAGCGCUCAGCCGCGUCGAAAUCAGCUCGCCAGCGUCGGUGACGCGUCACCAUGCGAGCGCGAGGUGUGGCGAGGGCAAGCGCCGGCAGGCAACCAGGCCGCCCGUACCUCGCCGUGCGUCCAUUCCCCCGCGCGGUCGCCCAAGGCUCGGCGGCCCGAGCAGGCCCAGCGGCGGGCGGGGCAGCGGGGUCGUGACGACGACGGCGCUGCCGCCACAGCAGCGCGCGCGGUCAUAGCGGCGGGUGGCGCGGAACCCCUCGGCAGUGGCGACGACUGCCGCGGUUGCGACUCGGAUGCCGCGCGGCAGGCGGACGGGCAGGCGCCGCACCCUGAUGCGGCGCGUGGCGGCGCGUGCGCGUGUCGGUUCUGCAGCUGGCGGUUCGACUCGGACGACGAGUCGGACUGCGCGCGCCCCUGCACCGCGCGGGACUCGCCGCGCUUCCGCCCGCAACCCGUGCAGGGCGGGUGGCAGGGGGCUGCGGAAACAGGCGUGCGGGGAGCGGCGCUGGGGGGAGCAGAGUUGGGGGGAACGGCGGUGGGGGGGAAGAAGGGUGAGAGUGGCGGAGGGAGGGCGGAGGGCGAGGGAACACAUGGCCGAUGCGGAGAAGAGGAGCCGUCUCGCGACAUGGGCGGAAGCGGAAUUUACCCCGCGGGGCGAUUCGUGGGGAGCGACGGCGAGUGUGUGGUGCUGGCAGGUUGGGACGGGUGCUGCGUGUUGCUGGACUCGAGCACUCUGCAGCAGCGGGCAUCGUUCCGACCACCCCCAGGCCUGCAGCUGGGGUGGCCAGCAGCGUGUCACGUGGUGGCGGUGCCGUCACACGAUGGGCUCACAGCGCGCCUGCUGCUCGCCACCUCGCGCUCGCACGCCGCCUUCUGCUGCUGGGACCUCCUCUCCUCCCGCCUCGUCUCCUGCUUCCCCUCUCCUGUUCCCUCCGCCUCGCCCUCACCUUCACCUGUGUCCUCCCCCGCGUCUUCGCCCCCGAGCGGUCGCACUCCCUGUGACACAUACGGUGCUGCAGCGGAUGAUAGCGCAGCUGCCACUCCCGCCACUGCCAUCCACAUGCGUGGUGAACCCUCGGCAUCACUUCUUCCAGCACCAUCAGCAGCAGCAGGUGCAGCCACUGACUGCCACCCACUCGCGGCCGCCUCGCCUCCCUCGGCCUCGCCCUGCUCGGCCUCCCGCCCCUCGCCGGUGUGCCACACACCACUCGCCUGCUGCCCCCCCUCCCCCCAUCAGCCUCCGAUGCACUACUCACCCUGCCCCAGCCACUCCCCACCCCAUGCCACUUCACCACCUCCCCAUACACCCCUCCCCCCUGUUCCCCCCGUCCUUCCUGCCUCCCCUGCCCCCGCUGCUUCCACAGCGGCUGCUGCGCAUCAGCCAGCAGGUACACAAGGCACGGCCACAGCAGCAGCAGGGGGGGCUAUGCGCGCACCUCAGGCAGGGCUCUCGCCCACGCGCUCACCUCCCUUGCCUGCUCCCCCUCGUCAUGCCUGCACGCCAGCACCCGUACCUCCGCGUGGCAACACGUUAUUGGCCCAUCCAGCUGCAGCAGGGCACGGAUGUAGCAGGGUGGCGUCAGGGCAUGGGGCACUGCCGCUGGCAGGCCGCACGGCCCUCGCAGGCAGUGCGGUGGAGCGGGGCAGCACGGGGUGUGCAGGUGCAGGCGAGCAUGCGCAGAGGUGCACAGCAGAGGAGAGCAGUGCUGAGUUGCAGCACUCACGCGCGGCACACUACUGCUGCCCACCCCAACCUGCACACAUGCACGACCUCCUCACACAACAGCAAUCCGCUGCUGCACCGGCUGGCAAAGUGCCGCUCACUCCACCCGCCUCUGAAACCCCCUCCCUCACUCCGCCAACCCCCCAACCCGCCUCCCUCCCCGCCCCAUCCCCACACCCAUCCCCGCUCCCCUCCCCGCCGAACCCACCCGCCCACCCUCCGCCGCCCGCGCCGCCAUCCUGGAAGCACCUCGCGCCGCCCGAGUGGCACGCCGCCCCGUGCGGUGCAUCUCUGGCGAUGGUGCAGGCGGGCGGCAGCGACGUGCGCAUCUGGGACGUGCGGGACGGCGGCGUGGCGGUGAGCAUGCAGACGGAGGGCGCGGUGGAGCGCAUGGCGUGCUGCUCUCCUAUUCUAUGGCUGGACGAGGAGCGGCUGGUGGUGGUGGAGGAGGGCGGCAGUGUGGGGCUGUGGCACGUGGCGGGCGGCGAGGCGGUGCUGUUCCACCACGUGCAGCUCAUGGACCAGUGGGGCGAGGCUGAGCGCGUCUGUGCCGUUGCUGUCAUGCCGGGGCGGCGCUGCAACAAGCGCCUCUUCCCCUCGCUGUCAGUGCUGCUGCUUGCGCUGUCACUGCUGCAUCCAUCGCUGCUCCGCAUCCCGAGGGGAGAGGGAGUGACAUGUGCGGUGGCAUCAGAGAGCGCCAUCUACCUGGCGGACUGGAGCACCCCGGCGGUCAUCCUCCACCGCAUCCCCUCCUCCCAUGCCCGCCCACCAGGUCUAUCCCUCUCCUUCCCUUGCCGUGCCUCCCAUGCUGCACAUGCAUGGAUGCUGCACGUCACCUUGAGCCAUCUGCUCGCCCCUUGCCCAUCAGAGACCUGCCAUUCUCCACCCCCGCCCUCCACUCAUCCCUGUCCCCACUCGUCGCCAUCUGCUCACCUUUCCGUCUCCCCCCCGUUCCCUCCGCCAGAUGCCAUGUGUUUCGCGGGCACGUCUCUCUUUGUGGCGCUGCCCUCGCUGCCACAUGAAGACUUUGCCGUCGUGCAGCGCAUAGAGUGCAGCACGGGGCGGGAGGGCGAGCGGUACCACCUGGACGCGCACGUGCCGCGCGCCAGCAGAGGCCCGCUGCUCGCCGUGCGUGUGCACGCCGGGCGGCUGUUUGCGCUGCAUGCGGGCGGCGUGCACGUGUUCCGCCUGCCCCGGGCGGCACAGCGGGGCGGAGGAGCGGGGGCAGGAAGGUGCACGGGGCGGGAUUAUCUGCAGCAAAGGGCAGGGCAGGGGAGGAGAGGUAGAGAGAGGUGUGGGAAUGCAAUGGCGGGAGUGGCAGCAGCGGACACGCAAGCCCCUGUGUGGAGUGCGGGUGAGUGCGGUGCGGCGGUGAGGAGGAGAGAGAGCGGAGGGGCAGAGCAUGCAGCAGCAGUGGUGCUCCAUCCCCAGGCAUGGCGCAGCGGUGCGGGUGAGGGGUCUGAUGAGGGCAGUGAGGGGGAGCAGGGGGAAGAGAUGGGUCACGGAAGAGAGGAGGGGUAUGAAACGGAGGAGGACGUGGAUGGGCGGGGGGUUGAGGGGCGUCAGGACGGCAUUGCGACGGCCUUGGAGUGCAGCGGUGGCGACGGUGGUGGAGUGGGCAGUGGGAGGUGCGGAGGGGAGACAGCGGAGGAGCGGAGGCUGGUGGGGGUGGUGGGCAGGCGGGUGAAUGGGCUGCUGCACCCAGCCAUGGAUGUGGUUGGGGAUAGGCUGCUGCUCGUCUCUGCUAACCAUCCGCCAUGCCUCUAUUCCUGUCCCUGA
Closterium sp. Naga37s-1 is the source of this 5373-nucleotide messenger RNA. Lineage: Eukaryota; Viridiplantae; Streptophyta; Zygnematophyceae; Desmidiales; Closteriaceae. The record is from the annotation of a GenBank genome assembly.